AUGACUUCCCAACAGCUGGUGAUCUGCUACAUGCAGCGGACCUUCCAGACGCAGGAAUAUGUCAGCUCCGUGAUGCAGAUGAACCCUGACGUCUUGGCAAUCGCAGCCAGGAUGGACGAGCUGAGAAAAGCAGGCCAGCUUCUCGGCCCGUUACACGGCAUCUCUUUUACCGUCAAAGACAACAUCGCAACCAAAGACAGUAUGGAGACCACGGCCGACAGCUGGGCUCUCUUGGGGAGCGUCGUUCCCCGCGAUGCCUUCGUCGUCGCGCGUCUCAGGGCGGCCGGGGCCGUCCUCUUCGGAAAGGCAACGAUGAGCGAGUGGGCGGACAUGAGAAGCACGGGGUAUUCCGAGGGCUACUCGCCGAGGGGGGGACAGGCGCGGAGCCCUUACAACCUUACCCUGAACCCAUUUGGCAGCAGUUCCGGCAGCGCCAUCGGCGUGGCUGCCAACGCGAUUGCCUUCUCUCUCGGGACCGAAACCGAUGGCAGCGUCAUCAGUCCUGCUCACAGGAACGCUGUGGUGGGCUUCAAGCCAACGGUCGGACUGGCCUCGAGAGAUGGGGUAAUCCCGGAAUGCGAGCAUCAAGACACGGUCGGCACUUUCGGACGAAUCGUGAGGGACGCCGUGUACGCGCUCUAUGCCAUCUACGGCGUAGACCCCCGAGACAACUACACGGAUGCUCAGCGCGGGAAAACUCCGUUAUCCGGAGGACAACUCAUCGACCUGAUCAAGACGGCCGGCGCACGCGUCGUCAACUACACCGUAAUAACCGACUAUGACAACAUCGUGGAGAAACGCGGGUGGGACUGGGACUGGCGCGCAAAGGAGCUCAACAGGCCGUACGAGUCCGAGUACACGGUGGUGAAGGUCGACUUCUACAACAACAUCAAGAAGUACCUCUCGGAGCUGCAGAAAACGGACAUCCGCUCGCUCGAGGACAUCAUCCGCUUCAACUACGAGAACGACGGGACCGAGGGCGGGCACCCUUACGGGCAGAACUACACCGACGCCGGCAGCGGCAGAACCUCGUACCACGGCCACCCGGCGUUCCGCACCGGGCAGAACGGCUUCCUCAUGUCCAACGCCACGCAGGGGUCCCAGGACGAGACGUACUGGCGGGCGCUCGAAUUCAUGCAGAGAACGACGCGCGGCGGGAUCGACGCGGCUUUGACCCACGACGGGACGCGGCUUUCUGGCUUGCUCGUGCCUCCGUCCGUGGGUCAGACCUACCAGGUCGCGGCGCAGGCCGGGUAUCCCAUGGUCACCAUCACGGCGGGCGUGGACCCGGUUUCGGGUAUGCCGUUCGGGCUCGGGAUCAUGCAGACGGCGUUUGCCGAGGAGGAGCUUGUCCGCUGGGCCAGCGCCAUUGAGGACUUGCAGUUGACUUCGGGCACGGAGCUAAAGAGGACGCGACCGAAGUGGUACAGAUACUUGGAGAAGCCACUCCCGAUCAGAAGGGAGUCAUAGU
Messenger RNA from Colletotrichum destructivum, 1471 nucleotides. Its product is annotated as Putative amidase signature domain-containing protein. The transcript has 5 exons. Bases 1 to 1470 code for a protein of 489 amino acids. Lineage: Eukaryota; Fungi; Ascomycota; Sordariomycetes; Glomerellales; Glomerellaceae. The record is from RefSeq and is a predicted model, not a curated record.